AUGACUGACAGAAUCCCGAGGGACUGUUCACAAUGGAUCUCCCUGGCACAAUCUCUCAAUGUGUCAACCACUCAUUUCGCGGAUCUACAACCAUUUCAUUCAGCCUCGAAACUGGCCCAGACCCAGUUCAUCUUGAUGCGAACUCUGUGGCCAGCAAAGGUUCUCGCCAGCGAAUUCAGCCUCCCUCUCAACGACAAGGCAAAGUCCGCAGCUUCUCGAUUUCUGAGAAAUUUUACUGCGUUCCAAAAGUACAUUGCGUGUAUUGGAAACUCCAAAGCAGAUAUCAGCAACCCGAAUCUGGGUGCUUUCGGUCUUGUUCUUGACUCACAACGUCAGAUUACAAGUGAAUUGGUUGGCCCCCGGCCUACUCACGAAUCGUCCUCGCCGCCGCCGAUCAAGAAGCGGUUUAUAACAAAGGACGAGCAAAUUGUCAACGACGCUCUCUUGCUAUUACUGAGAGCACUUACAAUCACAAUCCCCAACGCUCAGUGCAAAUGUUCCUCUGCGCGCGCCCCAUUCGACCCGGUUCGCUUUGGUACAAACACGACGACCGCACACAAUGACGGCUAUCUACAGGGCAUCAACGUUGAACAGCAAGUCAUAUGUCCCAAAUCUAAUCCAAAAACAUAUAAUGGAGUAUACCCUAUCCUCCUCCCAACAUUAGACUCCCACUUCACCAUCUUUCUAUGUCAUAUCUACAUACCCCGAACCCCCAAAAGAUAA
Penicillium canescens is the source of this 723-nucleotide messenger RNA. RefSeq lists its product as uncharacterized. The transcript is spliced from 2 exons. The record is from RefSeq and is a predicted model, not a curated record. NCBI's taxonomy places the organism in Eukaryota, Fungi, Ascomycota, Eurotiomycetes, Eurotiales, Aspergillaceae. Bases 1 to 723 code for a protein of 240 amino acids.